UUAGAGUGGGGCAAUUUAUUGAUCGUCUACCAGCCGACAUUACUUUCUCAUCGCCGGUCUAUGCUUUGUUAAGUUAGGGACUUGGGGUUUUACAGUUUUACAUUCCCGUUCUCCCCUCUUGAGGAUGGCCGGAAUGAAACUGACGCCAGAAGAAUCCGAUGUCACGCAGGUCAGGCUGACAGCAGCGGCCGACCUAAUUUCCGAUGACGACCGAUCCGUGGCCGCGGACUCUUGGUCUAUAAAGAGUGAAUAUGGGAGCACCCUCGACGACGAGCAGCGUCACGCUGAUGCCGCUGAAGCCCUUUCCGCGGCCAGUUACAGAGCCGCGUCUGAUUACAGUUCUGAUAAAGAAGAUCAAGAUGCCGAUGGCGUUUCCUCAAUGCUUGGUUUCCAGACUCAUUGGGAUGCCACCUAUGCUGAUGAAUUGGCAAAUUUUAGAGAACAUGGUCAUACGGGUGAAAUUUGGUUUGGUGCUGAUGUAAUGGAAACUGUUGGUUCCUGGACCAAAAGCUUGUGCAUUGAUAUCACCCUAGGUCACUUUCCAAAUCAGAUAGGCAAUAGCAGUUCAGGUCCUGCUGGGCAUUACGAAAAAGAUUUGUCGAAAUGGAGUGUGCUGGAUAUUGGGACUGGAAAUGGCUUGCUUCUUCAAGAGCUUGCUAAACAGGGGUUCUCUGAUCUCACUGGAACUGAUUAUAGUGAAGGAGCAAUUGACCUUGCUCGUAAUCUUGCUGAUCGUGAUGGUUUUUCUGAGAUCAAAUUCUUGGUUGAUGAUGUUCUUGAAACAAAGUUAGAUAGGAAGUUUCAUCUUGUUAUGGAUAAAGGUACUUUAGAUGCCAUUGGAUUGCAUCCUGACGGGCCUAUCAAAAGGAUCAUGUACUGGGAAUCAGUCUUAAAACUUGUAGCUCCUGGUGGGUUAUUGGUAAUCACAUCAUGUAACAGUACGAAAGACGAAUUGGUAGAAGAGGUGUCUGCAUUGAAUCAAAGAAGAAACCCUGUCAGUCAAGAAUCGGAGGAGAAUCAAGAGCAGCAGGAAACCCCCAGAGAUACCCCUCCAUUCCGUUACCUUGAUCAUGUUCGAUCUUAUCCGACAUUCAUGUUCGGAGGAUCCGUAGGAUCUCGUGUUGCCACAGUUGCAUUCCUAAAAGAACUUUCAUCUAUUUGAGUGAAUCUGACUUGCAAUGCUAUUAAUUUCUAUGUAUUCUACAUUGAUAGUCGGCGUUUUAUGAUACUGUUCAGACUGCCAAAUGCUACCGCUUUAUAUAAACUGAAAAUAGUAGUAGCAUCACUGUUUAAUUGCAC
Molecule: messenger RNA, 1299 nt
Organism: Cuscuta epithymum
Lineage: Eukaryota; Viridiplantae; Streptophyta; Magnoliopsida; Solanales; Convolvulaceae
Source: the annotation of a GenBank genome assembly